This is a messenger RNA of Macrosiphum euphorbiae (potato aphid), 1593 nucleotides long. The record is from the annotation of a GenBank genome assembly. Lineage: Eukaryota; Metazoa; Arthropoda; Insecta; Hemiptera; Aphididae.
AUGUGUCAUAAUAAAUGUCAUCAAUUAGUUUCUUUAGAGCACAGAGAAAAUGUGUUCAAAUCCUAUUAUGCACUAGGGUGUCAUAAUUUGCAAACUUCUUAUUUGUGCAAUUUAAUAACUGUUAAUAAAAAAAAUCGAACUUAUAAUAAAAAUACACAUAGCAGAAAAGAAUUUAUUCGAAUAUAUAGUUUUCCUGUAAAUCUAACUAAUGUUGAUACAAGCUACAUUAAAGUUUGCAAAGAUUUUUUUAAACGUUCAUUUAAGAUAUCUGAUGGUCGCAUUACAAGAGCUUUAGCAAAUAAAGUUGUUGGUACUGCUCCGCCUAAAGAUGCCCGUGGAAAAAGUGCAGCUGUAAAUAAAGUAACAACUGAAAGGCGUAUUGAAGUUAUAAAUUUUAUUAAAAAAUUUCCUACAUCUACAUCACAUUAUUCUAGACAUAAAAAUUUAAAUAAGAAUUAUUUAAGCUCCAAUUUAAACAUCUCAUUGAUGUAUAAUCUAUACAAACAAGAGCACAAUGAUCCAGUUUCAAAGUAUGUAUUCAGACAAAUCUUUGAUAAAGAUUUUAAUUUAUCAUUUCAUCCUCCAGUUUCUGACAGUUGCAAAAAAUGUGACAUAUUUAUUACUAAAAUUAAAACAGCAUCUGAAGAAGAUAUUGUGAAAUUAAAUGAAGAACAUGAAUUACAUCUAAGAAAAGCUGAAGCUGCUCGCAAUGGGAUGGAUUGUGAUGUACAAGCAGCUAAAACCGAUAAUCAAACUACUGUUUUUGCUUUUGAUCUCAUGAAAACUCUUGCAACUCCAUCCUUAUCUGUUGGUAUAGCUUAUUACAAGAGGCAAUUGUGGACAUAUAAUUUAGGUAUACACAAUCUAAGUACAGGUGAUGCUUAUAUGUAUGUAUGGGAUGAGUCCAUAGCCUCAAGAGGGCCACAAGAAAUUGGGUCUUGUAUUUUACACUUUGUUAAGAAUUAUGUAAGUACAGAAAAACUUAUAAUGUACAGUGAUCAAUGUGGUGGACAGAAUCGCAACAUUAAAAUGGCUUUAAUAUGUAAUUUCAUUGUAUGUUCUGACUACUUGUCUCCCACACAAAUACAUCAUAAAUUUUUAGUGUCUGGACAUUCUUAUUUACCAUGCGAUAGAGAUUUUGGGGUUAUUGAAAAACAAAAAAAGUAUCAUCCCGAAAUUUAUGUUCCAAAUGAUUGGAUUAAAGUCAUUUUAAAUGCUCGAAAAAAAAAUCCCUUUAAGGUUGUACAAAUGACUCAAGAAGAUUUUUUUUCCACUGUACUUCUUGAAAAAGACAUCACUAAUAGAAAAAUAAAUGGUGAAGGAGAGAAAGUAGAAUGGUUAAAAUUUCAAUGGAUCUUAUUUACAAACGACAAACCUUACCAUAUGUUUUACAAAUAUUCAAAUAAUGAAUUUGUUACAUUUUCUUGUGUGAAUUUGUCUAAACGUAUAAUGGCUAAACCAAAAGAACUUCAAAAACUCUACCCUAAUGGUCAUUCUAUUCAGAAAGAAAAAUACAAUGAUCUCACUGAACUAAUGCAGUUCAUACCACCUAUACAUCAUGAUUUUUAUAAAAAUAUUGAACACAACAAAUAA